GCGCAGAUCCACGUGUACGUUGUGGAUUCCAACAUCAAGCACCUAGAGGACAUCCACGGGCAGGCGCAGUGCAGCUUCGAGCAGAGCUGGCAGAACUUCGGCGACCGGCAGAGCGGGUCGCACCACGAGGUGUUGAUUUGGGCCCAGCGCGCUACUGCCGUGUUCUUGCUCAUUGCUGGAUUCGCGACUUCGGCGGUGGUGUACAAGUUUUUCUAUCCAAUACGCCUUCCGAGUAGCAAGUUGUUGACCCGCAUCAUAGUGAUCAAGUUCCUGCUUCAGGAUCUGCCGCAGCAGCUGUGCAUAGCACUGUACCUUUAUGCCUGGUAUGCGCCCAAUGGGCUGCGCUGCCAGGCGUGUCUGUUCCACCCCCUCCACUGCAACAACGAGCACCCGCUGCACUGGACAAACCUCAUCGUGUGUGUAUUCACGCUCCUCAGCGCGUCUGCCAACCAGAUCCUGUUGAAGGCCAAGUCGAAGAAGUACGACGAGGAAGAGGAAUUCGGCGGCGCCCCCAGGGUGGAAGUAAGAAGGAGCAGGCAUUCUCAGAAGGCGGCGGGGCUUCUCAAAAGCCGCCGCUUCUUCUGAGAGGUUGUCUGUGUUUUCAGGGAAGGCUCAGAAGACUUCUCAGAAGACCCGAGGCAUUCGGAGCCUUCCGGGACGCCCCCUCUCACUUCCCCCCCUGGCGCGCCAGCUAGGAGUGCUUCCUCUUCUUCACGAGGGCGUCCAUGCUCUCGGUCAGCGUGCUCCCGUUCAGCACGGCCGUCUUGUUGCUGUCCUCCUCGCUGUUCCACCUGCGGAACCCCAUUGUAUAUCCAGCGCGGUUGUGCCCUCAACCGCCGACGCCCAGACGCUCUCCCCCCCUCUCGCUUUUUCCUCCCUCCUCUCCCCCUUCCCUCCCUCCUCGCCUCUCCAUCCAUCCCCCCUCGCCCUCCCUGCCCCCCUUCGCUCUCCCUCGCCCUCCUCUCUCCCUCUCCUCCUCCUCUCCC
Molecule: messenger RNA, 986 nt
Organism: Prorocentrum cordatum
Lineage: Eukaryota; Dinophyceae; Prorocentrales; Prorocentraceae
Source: the annotation of a GenBank genome assembly